This is a messenger RNA of Ylistrum balloti, 585 nucleotides long. Its product is annotated as zinc finger protein interacting with ribonucleoprotein K-like. Gene Ontology annotation, biological process: regulation of transcription by RNA polymerase II. Gene Ontology annotation, molecular function: chromatin insulator sequence binding. The coding region runs from base 1 to 585 and encodes 194 amino acids. Gene Ontology annotation, cellular component: chromosome. The record is from RefSeq and is a predicted model, not a curated record. The transcript has a single exon. NCBI's taxonomy places the organism in Eukaryota, Metazoa, Mollusca, Bivalvia, Pectinida, Pectinidae.
AUGUAUUAUGAAUAUGCCAAGCAAUUAAGUGAUGUCAUUGUACAUGCAGCCGCGUGUCAAAAGAAAACUAAAUCUGUUGACAUUAGCAAUCAUAAAAAGUUAUAUUGGAUGACAUUGUCACAAUGGAGUACUUCAAUGGUUGGUGAAAGUGAAAGUCUGAGUAGGAAGAUAUUUCAUAAUAUUUUCUUUCGCUUAUUUUCAGGAAGACAAUUCAGGGGAGCAAAACCAGGUCCCAAACGAGGUAAAAUGAAGAACCGGGGAAUGUUACGUGGUACUACAGUAUAUAGACCAGGACAAAUGUACGAGUGUGACCAGUGUGAAUAUAAAACCCAGGUCAAAUACAGAAUGCAGCGCCACCAACGAAUACAUAACGGGGAUUUCAUCUAUUGUAACCAUUGUCCAUCUCGCUUUACAGAACCGUGUCGGCUUCUAGCUCACGUGCGAUUACGGCAUGGUGGUCAAGUGGUCAAGUGUGAACUGUGCGGAGCGGUGUUCCCUUCGGACGAUGCUUUGAACGACCACAAUAUGCUACAGCACGCACGAGUACUCACAUUCUGUAGCCCGCGCAAACCUAAGCCACCCUAA